UGACAAUGCUCGUGAGAUGAAGAUAGCGCUGCUGCUGCUUCUGAGCUCAAGGAGGACGCGAGGAAUCUACAAGCCGACAAGAUGAGAUCCAAGGCGAGGGCGAGAAAACUGGCCAAAAAUGACAGCGAGGCAGUAGACAGCAUGUACGACACAGAACCCAAUCUUGUUACCGGUGAGAGCGCGGAAGAGGAGACAGAAGACAGCAUCAUGUCCCCAGUUGCGGUGGGUCCCGCAUCCCCUCAGCCCUGCAACGAGGACUUCACUCCUAAAGAGGGCUCACCCUAUGAGGUGCCCGUCUACAUUCCCGAUGAUAUUCCCAUCCCUGCUGACCUGGAGCUCCGCGAGUCGUCCGUUCCAGGUGCUGGCCUCGGAAUCUGGGCUAAAGUCAAAAUUCGGAUGGGAGAGCGCUUCGGACCAUACAACGGACUGCAGAGUGCGACGGUAAAAGAGACCACUUAUGGAUGGGAGCAAAUGCUGAAUGAUCAUGAAACGUCGUCUCAAGACAGCUGUAUUAAAAAGGUAAUGGACAAUAUGGGCAAUGUGAAGUUCUGUCUGGACGGGGCUCUGGAGGCCAGUGGGAGCUGCUGGCUGAAAUACGUGCGCACUGCCCCUUCACAUCUAGAGCACAACCUGGCCAUGUGCCACAUCAGUGAAGAUCAGAUCUAUUAUAAAGCUAUUAGAGAUAUUGAAAUAGGGGAGGAGUUACUGGUUUACAUGAAGGACGGAGUUUUCCCCGAGGGCUCAAUGGCACCGAACCUGGAAGAUGAGCAAAUGUACCGCUGUGAACACUGUGAUGAGCUCUUCACGUCGAAGCUGGAGUUACGGCGGCACCAGAAAUACUCCUGCAGCAGCGGCAACUCCAUCUUUGACUCGCUAAGCGAAGACUUUAAGCAGGAGCGGGAAGACAGCGAUGAGCCGGUGCACGAGUGCAAAGACUGUGAAAAGAUCUUCCCUAGCGAGUACAGUCUUGGGCAGCAUAUGAUCGUACACACAGAAGAAAGAGAGUACAAGUGUGACCAGUGCCCCAAAGCUUUCAACUGGAAAUCCAACCUCAUUCGCCAUCAGAUGUCACAUGACAGUGGCAAGCGCUUUGAGUGUGAAAACUGUGAUAAGGUGGGUGAUAGUGUGUUCACAGACCCCAGCAACCUCCAACGCCACAUCCGCUCUCAGCACGUCGGUGCCCGAGCCCACACCUGCCCUGAGUGUGGCAAGACCUUUGCCACCUCCUCGGGCCUCAAGCAGCACAAGCACAUACACAGCAGUGUCAAGCCUUUCAGCUGUAAGUCUGAGCAGUCUUGUCUAAGCCUCAGAUACAAUUACCAGUGUCCAAAGACCUCCCGGCUAGCUCCACCCCAAGAUUGUGACAGCUGUUGUUUUAUAGGUGAGGUGUGUCACAAAUCGUAUACCCAGUUCUCUAACCUGUGCCGUCACAAACGGAUGCAUGCAGACUGCCGCACCCAGAUCAAGUGUAAAGACUGUGGGCAGAUGUUCAGCACUACCUCCUCCCUCAACAAGCACCGGCGCUUUUGCGAGGGAAAGAACCAUUAUAAUCCCGGAGGCAUAUUCACACCGGGCAUACCAAUGACAUCCAGUCCUAUUUUAGGCAAGUCCAAGUCUCAUCCUGGCUUGAACCAUAGUGGACUUGGCUUUGGUGAUUACUUCCCAUCCAGGCCACAUCAUGCAGGUUUACCCUUUUCCCCAGGACCACCUGCAUUCCCAGCCAUUUCCCAUGGAUUUCCAGGGAUCUUUCCCCCAUCACUAUAUCCUAGACCACCAUUGUUACCUCCUAGCUCACUUCUCAAGAGCCCACUUAAUAACAGUCAAGAUGGGAAACUGCCCCAUCUUGAUGCUCCUGCUCUUUCUGUCGCCUCGUCAAUGAACAACAGCAAUGGCAACAUAGGGAGUAGUCUCAGCAGCCAGUCGGAAGAAAAUCGAGAGUCCAAACUGGACUUGUCAUUUACAGAAAACAAGAAUAAAGUGAAGAUGAACGACAUGUCCGACGGUAGCGACUUGGAAGAUGUUAACACAUCCAGUGGCACAGAUCUAGACACCACCACUGGCACGGUGUCUGGCUCUGACCUAGAAAGUGAGGCAGAGAGCGACCGAGAAAAGAGUAGGAGGAAACCAGCACAGGAGAGCAAGCAGGAUGAAGUGAGCAGCAGUUCGGUAUCUGUCUCCAGUUCAGGGAACCUCCCUUGCGAGCGUCCUUUCCUCUCUUCCCAGCAUUCCUUUUUCCCACCACCAGAAGAGCAGGCACUUCCACCCUCCGGGGCCACCACUGACUCCAUUAAAGCCAUUGCCUCCAUUGCUGAAAAGUAUUUUGGCCCAGGCUUCAUGGGUUUGCAGGAGAAGAAGAUGGGCUCCUUAAAUUACCAUUCCAUGUUCCCCUUCCAGUUUCUGCCCAACUUCCCACAUUCCUUGUACCCAUUUACAGACAGAGCACUCAAUCCUGGCAUGUUCUUCAAACCUGAGCCUAAAUCCCCUCGUGAGCACAUACAGAAAUUACAUACGGCCACUGGUGCAGAUUCACCCUUUGACCUAACCACCAAACCCAAGGAGAUAAAGCCUCUUCCACCUCCCCCAAGUAAGCCAGCCUUGCCAUCCAAUGCUCUCUUGGCCUCCGGCGAGGAGCAACCUCUGGACCUCAGCAUAGGCAGUCGAAGCCGAGCCAGCCACAAUGGUGGCACACAUGAACAGCGCAAGAAUCACGUCUAUGGCACAAACUGCAAAGCAGCUAAAGAUGAACACCCAGCACUAAAUCAGAACUUGCACCAGCCCCAAAUGCCUCAGCAGCAUACAUCGCUCCCCCAGCCACCUGUUCCCCAGCAGCAGCCAUCGCUUCACUAUGCCAAGCCCUCGCCAUUCUUCAUGGACCCUAUUUACAGCAGGGUGGAAAAGAGGAAGUUAUUAGACCCAGUAGGAGCUCUGAAGGAGAAGUACCUGAGACCGACGCCACUACUUUUCCAUCCUCAGGUGUCUGCGAUGGAAAACAUGACUGAGAAGUUGGAAAGCUUUAGCGCUCUGAAACUGGAUGCUCCCAAUUCCCUCCAGCACUCCUCACACCACCUUUUUAACUUCCGCUCUCCGCCUCCCUCUCUUUCCGAUGCUAUCUUACGCAAAGGCAAGGAGCGAUACACCUGCAGGUACUGUGGGAAAAUCUUUCCCAGGUCAGCUAAUCUUACAAGGCACUUACGAACACACACAGGAGAACAACCCUACAGAUGUAAAUACUGUGACCGUUCAUUCAGCAUCUCCUCCAACCUCCAGCGACAUGUUCGUAACAUUCACAACAAGGAAAAGCCUUUCAAGUGCCACCUCUGCAAUCGCUGCUUCGGUCAACAGACCAAUCUGGACCGCCACUUAAAGAAACACGAACAUGAGAAUAUUCCAGUGAGUCAACAGUCUGGGAUCCUCUCGAAUUUAGGAACAAAUAUCUCCUCCCCCAACUCGGAGUCUGACAAUCAUGCACUUUUGGAUGAGAAGGAGGACUCGUAUUUCUCAGAGAUUAGGAACUUCAUCUCCAAUAGUGAGCUGAACCAGGCCUGUAGCUCCUCGGAGAAAAGGUCAGAGCUGGCGGAGGAAGAGCAUCCUCAGAGUCACACUCUCACUGCUUCUAAACUGGAGGAGGAGGAAGAGGAGAUGGAGGGCGACGAUGAAGAUGAAGAAGGCUCGUUGACAGAGAAGUCGCAGGAUGAAACAGCCUCUCCCGCCACUAUGGUGCAGGGCACUUACGACGAGGAUGAGGAGCCCACCCCUCUGCCUAUGUCUUAUGAACACACGCGCAGGUGUAUUGAGGAGGAUGCAGGCCUGUUAGAUCUGGAACCUCUGCCUGGUUUCCCAAAAGGCAUGGAAUUCCAUAAGGCCGCCGAGGAGCCCUAUGACAUUAAAGACAUUUUUAGCCCCUCGGUAGAGUCGGAGGCGCUGAAAGAAACACUUUUCAGGCAGGCUAAAACCCAGGCUUAUGCAAUGAUGCUCUCUUUAUCCGAGAACACCAAUCUGCAUUCAUCCUCCCAGAACUCCUUGGACGCCUGGCUCAACAUGGGAGGAGGGCCGUCGGAGGCGAGCUCCUUUCACCCCCUCAACAACAUCUGAGAACACGGCACGGAGGGAGAAGAAGGAGGAGGAGUUACAGACCAACACGAAGAUGCGUCAAAAAAGAGACGAUUCACCACUAUGCGCGAACGGAGGAGAACGUACUGUUGAGUGCGACAGACACAGGAACCAAUCAAUCGGGAGAGUUUCAUAACACGAAAUCGUCCAGUCCCAGCCAUACAGCAUCUAUCCGUCUGCAGCUUUACCCACUGUAGUGAUGUUCUCUCGCUACAUCAAGAGAGCUCCAACGCAUCUCCAAAAACCACCUCAUUUUCAAUGAUAUGCAUUUCACAGACUGCUCUCUUUUUGUUUCGUUUUCGUAACGCUCUCAGAGAAGAUGUGAGUGGACUGAUGUGUUUGUUCAACUUAAGCGCAUUCCAUUCUCGAGUUGAUUUUAUUACUAGGGUUUCCUUUACGCUAACUCCCAACCGAAGUCUUACAGUAGAUCAGCAUUGGCACUUACUGUACGUUUAUCCCACAGCUAGCAUGCUAACUAUUCCGCCCUGCAGUUCGCAAACGUUUAUGCUGGAUUUAGUUCGGUUUCGUCCCUAUCUGAAUCUACAUAGGAGAAAUCACGCAGCACGGUUGUUUCAUGUGUAUAGCAUCAUUGUAAUUAUUGUUGUUAUGGUAUUAAGUAUUUUAGCUGUAUACAGGCCUUUAGUCCCAACGGAAACGUUUGUUUUGAAGAGUUAAAUUAUUCUCCAAGUGGGGCAAUUGGAAAAUCUUUUUGUCUUCUUCUUCUUCUUGUUGGAUUCAGUAAUAUUUUGUUUUUUGGUAAGCAGUAUUGUUUCCUUUUUGAGCACAUCUGUGCUUAAAUGUUAAUAUAAAUCUUUAGUGAAGGACCAAAUUUGUACGAUAUUGUUGUAUGAUGUACAAACUAAGUUAACAGUCGGUAGCAGAGAGUGUUGUGUGCCAAAUAACCCCCUUUUUCUUUGACAAUCAUUUCGUUUUUUCCGAGUGGUCGCCUCCACUGUUGGUAGUUUCUUCCUUUUGUUUGGUUUCCUCUGUUGUUGCUACUUACAUUAAUGAGUGUUUGUCUUUUAUUUAUUUUGAUUCCUUUUUUUGAUUAAUGAAAAAAAAUGAAGAAAAAAACAUGUGUUACCCACUCUUUUGAAGGAUUGAAAUUACUGCAACAUCACGGAGCAAAAAAAUUCAGAAUUGUUCAAACUCUUCCUCCUGGAGAAAGUUGCCAAAAUCUGAAUUACAGAAGAAUGUGUUUUGUUUUUGAGCACAUAAAUGGUGAAGUCUGGUUUAUGAUGCGUCUGUUCAACCAUUUAGAAACGUAGGCACUGCGUGAUUCAAAUAAAUACAUACAUACAAAAUCUUAAACUAUCAGGUGACUCAAAUAGAUGGGCAUUAUAUGUUGAUAUUUUUACAUGAUUGAUCACUCUUUGCAGAGUCUUGAAAUCACAUUUGUUUUCUAAAUCUCAUUCGAAGAUUCAUCACCUCGUCCUAAAUAACAUAUCAAACUCUCAACUAUU
Danio rerio (zebrafish) is the source of this 5573-nucleotide messenger RNA. NCBI's taxonomy places the organism in Eukaryota, Metazoa, Chordata, Actinopteri, Cypriniformes, Danionidae. The record is from RefSeq and is a predicted model, not a curated record.